GGACCACAGUUCAACAGCCAGCAGGGAGGCUACGGUCAACAGCAACAGCCGCAGGCAGCCGCAGGGACUCAGCCGCCAUAUAGCCAGGCCUCCGUCACCUCCCAGGUCCCGCCCACCUCGAGCCAGCAGGCUGAGCAGUUUUACUCCAGCGCCCAGAACCCAGCAGGCCCACGUGGCUACGCACCAUACAGCCGCCAGUCCACCGGUCAGCCUGGUGGUCAGCCAGCUGGCAUGGGAUCGUCUCAGAGCCCUGGUCCAGGUGCUGGGGACAUGGGUGCCCAGAAGAUGGGAGCGCAGGGUGGUGGUAUGCAGACCAUGGCGGGUCCAAUGAGUCAAGGGGCGGGCCCACAGACUAGCAUGUCAGGUGGGAUGGGCGGGCCUCCGGGCCAGAUGACAGGGCCCCCCCAGCCAGGCAUGGCCAAUCAGAUGGGUGGGCCUCAGGGGGGAAUGGGAGGCCCACAAGGGCAGAUGGUACCCCAGGGACAAAUGGGAACCCCUCAGGGGCAAAUGGGAGGCCCUCAACCUCAGAUGGGUGGGCCACAAGGUCAGAUGGGUGUACCCCCAGGCACCAUGGCUGGUCAGAUGGGAGGGCCCCAGUCCAACAUGCCUAGUCCAAUGGGUGGGCCCCAAGGCAGUAUGCCCAAUCAGAUGAUGCCUCAGGGAGGUAUGGCUAAUCAGAUGGGAGGUCAGGCUGGAAUGGGUGGUCCUCAGGGUAACAUGCAGCCAGGUUAUGGGGGCUAUAACCAGGCACAGUACUGAGGGCUGUUGGCUCUGCGUUGUGUGGAGUGGCUGCAUUUGUUGCUUGCCACAUAACAUAGGAUCAUCAAUGUUACAAGUGAUUUGUUGUAUCUUAUUACAGCCUAGUUUUACAGCAGAUGAUAUUGAAAUGAAAUCUUUUACAGUUUGAAAGUGUGUACUAAUACAUGCUUUUGAAUCUGUAAAAUGUUUACUUCUAAUAUCAGGAGUUCUUUUAGUUGCUUAAUUCUUUUUUUUAAAAAGCAACGGAAAUUAUAAGUUUACUGUUAUAAAAGAUACAUGCAUUUCUUGUGACAUUGACAAGAUUAAUGUUUUUGGGACCCCCAAGUGUUCAGUACAUUGCUCAGAUUUCUUUGAGAUUUUCUUGUGAGUGGUGAGUUUAUCUUUCACUGACAAGUAUUUGAUGUUUUCUGUUUGUAGAUUUGUGUGCACUUAUUGUGCUGUUGUAAAUUUAUGUAUUUCUCAUAUUGAGGGGGAAAAAAGAUAAAGAUCCUUUGUAACUGCCCUGAUGUCACACAGAGUAGCCUUUAUAGCUGAUAAGAGUUGCAAGAACUCUGAGGGAGACUCAAGCUGCUGGGUUUGAUAAAUUGCCUAAAUCAACCAAAGUUGAUGGUUGCUCGAACAUAUCUGCGUGCACGAAUCUACCAUUUUUUGCCUGUAAUUUUGCGGUCAGGGUUUUCCCGUCAAUAUAUAUAUGAGAGUUUUAUUCAAUUAAUUUUGUCAGCAUGACAUGAUGACAUGUGUUUUGGUGAGAUUUGCCGCCAUGUUUAAAAUUGCCAUUGGGUUACUGGAAUCAAAGUAACGAUUCUUUGAGUCUGACAUUUAUUUCACUAAUUUAGACAAAGACGAAAAGUUUAAUUAUAAUGAUAAUAAAUAGCAUUUACGCUGCGCUUUUCCAUUUUCUAAAAAAAUGCUCAGUGCACAUUACAUAAAAAGAGACAUCACAUACUUAAAAAUUAUGUAUAGAGUUAGGAGCCGUCUGGUGGGGGAGGGGCUAAUUUUUUAGAGCAAGGUCUUUGGGGGGAAUUGAGAUAAUGUAGUAAUAGUUUGGGGUGCUGCCUCUUUGCUUUUUUUGACUUGUAUCGUAAUGUUUUCUAAGUGAAAAUGUUUCGGUUAAUGCAAGGACCACUGAGAUUGAUAAAUGCUUUGUUAUGUAAUUGUGCACAUUUGUACCUUUUUUUCUUCUCAUAACUUGAGCAUAUUUUGUUAUUUUCUUUCAUCGUUUGUGUACUUUUGUGUUUGAUUCUUAAUGAGUGGAUAUACAGUAGUCUCCGCCUAAGAUCCCACCGCUUAGAAUCCCGGUUCGCUUAAGAUCCCGCUUUUUUUAGAAAACAGAAUUUGUACAAUACAAAAGUUAUCCUUAAGAUCCCGCUCAAAGUCACUCAGAAGGUGUACAUUUGGCUAAGAUCCCGCAUUUCAGAUCAUAAUUUGUGGAACAAAAA
Aplysia californica (California sea hare) is the source of this 2198-nucleotide messenger RNA. Its product is annotated as collagen alpha-1(III) chain. The record is from RefSeq and is a predicted model, not a curated record. NCBI's taxonomy places the organism in Eukaryota, Metazoa, Mollusca, Gastropoda, Aplysiida, Aplysiidae.